UGUAAGUGAUAAACUCACCAAACAAAAUCUUCUUUCUUCUUCUAGCUACUAUACUUCUUGUUCUAUAACUAACCAAAAGGAAAUGGACAGAAUUAACUCAAAGCUCUACUUGCAAAAUUGCUACAUAAUGGCUGAAAAUGAAAGGCUAAGGAAAAAGGCAGAGUUAUUGAAUCAAGAAAAUCAACAACUUUUAAGUGAACUCAAACAUAGGUUAUCACAAGCUGGUCCUAGCAACACCACCAACAAUAAUAACAACAAUGGAGGAGGAAAAAACAAUUCAAUUCCUGAUCUCAAUCUCACAAAUUGUUCUUCAUCCAAGAAUGCUUCAUCAAAAUCCAAGAAAAAGUGAAAAAAAUAAA
Messenger RNA from Solanum stenotomum, 359 nucleotides. RefSeq names its product protein LITTLE ZIPPER 3-like. The transcript is spliced from 2 exons. The coding region runs from base 83 to 349 and encodes 88 amino acids. NCBI's taxonomy places the organism in Eukaryota, Viridiplantae, Streptophyta, Magnoliopsida, Solanales, Solanaceae. The record is from RefSeq and is a predicted model, not a curated record.